AGUUGAGGCGUUGUGUGCGAGGAAGCCGAAAUCAAGUUGUACUGAAUUUCGCCGUCAACCAGGAGUUUUCAUCGUUUCAAGUUGUUAAAUGAACUCAAAUAAUUACACGAGCUUAUGGAACUACAUGUAUUAGGAAGUCUUAUGUGGAUUUCUUCACGGUUUGAAGCAACAUGAGAGGACUUAAAGCAUGGAAAUUUACUACAAGACGUAAGUCAGACACUUUUGUUUCUCGUUUGGUCAUGUGAAAUAUUAUAUAAUUCUUGUACGUAUUCCGCUGGCGGGACAACCAUUUAAUAAGCUACCAGCAAAUAGAGGGCUCCAGAAUCCAAAUCUUGCCCGAAUAAGACAAGUUAUUUACUCUUAUUGUUAGCGACUGAGGGUGGUCAGAUUGUGCGGUUUCUACUUAUGCUGUAUAAAGCGUUAUUAACUUUGCAGCGAUGGUUAAUUUUGGGGGAUUAUCUGAAAUGUCUUUAUAACAACUUACGAACUUACGUAGUAGAAGCUAUCAGAACCGGAUGUACUUAUUACUUUCAAUUUCUAUGGUUUUUUAAACAAACUAUCAUUUAUCCUGCCCGCUUACAAAUGUUGAUUAGCUCGAUAUGGAUCUUGUAGUUAGCUCUAUCAAGCUUCUUAUAUUUCCGUGUGCGUUUCUCUGGACUGUCGUGUAUUUUUUCCCGCGCCUUUUAAAAUAACCCGUGAUCGACCACAAGCGAAUCGCGUUUUGUAUGGUGUAAUCCAUUACAUGCUCUCUCAAUUAGCUAAUUGGUAUGUCGCGGUAUCUGUAUUUUGUACGAUGAAACGUAAGAUAACUGUAUUAAACUAUAAUCCUGUGCAACUGUGAUAAAAAUGGUCAUAUAUAUCGCGCCCAGUGACAAUGAAGAAAUGAAAGUUCCAUUGCGUCGUGUGUCUGCAUGGUGAUAGCUGAAUUAUUUCGUUCCUGGCUAAAUAAUCUGAAAUUGAGCUGUCUACUCGGAAGCACUUUGCUGUGGUGUUGCAUAAAGGUUGAGUUGUGUGUAUACUGAAUUAGGUGAUUCUUUCGAUUCUGCGAGUUCUUAACGCUUAGCAAAACAGGCAGCGCUGAUGUAGAAUUUCUCGAAAAAUUUGAUUACAUAUCUGUUCGUUGUGCCUACUAAAGGGCGGUUCUAGGUUUUGAGUCGAUCCGUAGCUGAAAUAUCUUGUGUGAUCAUUCAAUUGAAGUCCAUUGAGGCAUACUUUCUUGUGGUGCUGUACAAGGUCGCUUCUUACUUUUGAUUCUGUGGAGGAAAUACUUAAGAGUGACCAGUCAAUUGUAAGGAACUGAGCAGUACUUUCCUGUGGUACUGUUUAUUAUGCUGUACAAGGUGGUUCUAACUUUUGAGUCUGAGGAUGAAAUUCUAAAGUGUUACCAUUCAAAUGAAAGCUACUGAGCAGUACUUCGUUGUGGUGCUGUUUAUUAUGCUGUUCAGUGUGAUUCUAACUUCUGAGUCUGUGGAUGAAAUCCUUAUAGUUAUGCACAGUACUUAUAAUAUUUGAGUCUGUACUUGCAGAUGAAAUCCUUAACCAUGAACAUUGACCGGAAAGUUACCGAGCGCGAGUGCUUUUCGCUGCUGCUGUUAUCCCACAGGAAUUAAAAUUAUGAUAAUGUUUGCCUUCAAGUCAGUUUUAUCUUUGGAAUACUAAAAUUCUGAACUAAAUGAGCCGAAUGUGCGGAGGUAGUUGCAUUAUAUUCUUCGGGUGUUGCUUGUUGUCGGCAAUUGCCCACAGACAGUAAAUGAAAAAAAAAACUCUAAAUUACCUGCAUUAUUUAACGCCUUAUUGCGAAACGUUAAGGACAAGACAGGAAAAAAUAGUAUCUGACGAACAAAAGAAAGAGGUCAUUCCAAAGGCAUUAGUCAUAACUCUUUUUCAUUUUGAUUUCUUUGUGAUCGGCAAACAGAGCCUUUGUUUUAGAUUCCAAUCCUUUUGUGCUUUUCAUUUUCAGCGCAUUAACAAGUAUUAAUUACGCGGUAUUUUAGCUGCUUCAGCCUGUAGCUCGUAGUUGAGUGCCUGGCUAACAAACCUCUCAGGUGCAUUCGUGACUCGAUUGUGCGCGUAUGAUAUGGACCGUUUGAUUGAUGACACACCCGAUUGAGAGGAAGUACCAUGCGCAUUUUGUUACCCCUAAGAGAAUGACUCUCUCUUCUUCAAAGGCCUCUUAGUGUCGUAGGGAAGCUAGGGAGAUGGAAAAACGAGUGUGCGCGGAGGACGACGGGAAGGGGAAAGAGAGGAGAGAGGCUCCCGCCUUUUCUCUCUUCCCAUCGUCCCCCGCGCGCUGUCUAUUUCUUGAUCACCGUAUUUAUUCGAUUAACCGCUCGAUUAAAUGUUCACCAUUUUUAGCAAGAGUAGUAUGUUUUUUUUUUUUUUAACAAAACGCAAACAUGUAACAAAGCAAGGUUUCUGUAAAACAUUAUGGAGAAAACCUCGUCAUCGGGAAAGUCUGUUCUAGUAAUUAUUCAAUUUUUGUGGGGAUGGUAGGGGAGGGGGUGGGGUUGGGCCCUUAUUUGAGUUUGAGUGGUAGGGGGUGGGGUAGGGCGUUUAUUAACUUUUUCUGCCUUUAGGAUGGGCGCAAAUUCGAGGUUGGGCGCUUAUUCGAAUAAAUACCGUAUUACCAUUUUAUUAGGAUACCCAGCGGGAGCCUGUGCGGAGGAGAGUGCGAGUAUGACGACGGUGCUGUCAUGGACCCGUGCACAACGAUAAAGUACCCUGAACUUCCGCUUAUAAGCCCUGGGCUUAUAAAACUUCCAAAGGGGUUUUCAGAGGGUCUAUAAACGGGGGGGGGUUAUAUCCAUGGGCUUACAACUGAACUAAAAACGUUUCGAAACAAGAUACAUAUCAGUGCUUGCCACAAUACUUUUCGAAUUUACUCGCUUUUUCGUUUUUCAAAGCUUCAAAACGUAAAAAAUACAAGCUAGAGGGAGGGCUUAUAACAACAACAACCAACCAACCAUUAUAUUUGCCAAUUCACAAGACGCUUACAAAACAGAAUAAAUUUAAAUAGAUCAGGCAAAAAACUUCUUAGAAAAGCAAAAAACUAAACGAGCUGAGUAGUUACAAUUAUAAAAUUACAUUCUAUAGGGUUGCGACACACGAAAGACGAGGAAAAAUACUUUAAAUUUAGGAGAAAAAAUAAUAGUAAUGAAAAGCAAAUAAAUUAAUUAAUGAAAAUAAAAUAGAACAACACAAAACAAAACGGUACCAGGUAACUACAAAGUUUACAUUAAUAAGGGUAAGUCAUAUCUUGCUAGCCAGCAUCAAGAGUAAGCGGAUAAGAUUAUUCCUAACAGAAGGACUAGAGAAGUGUAGAUUAAAUUUACCGUAAUUAGUUCUAACCUGAUCAAUUUAAUAAGUUGACUUUGAUGCUAGCCUAGUACCGUACCGAUGCUUAGAUGAUACAAGUGAAAAGAAGUUGUCAAAACAGCCUUAGGUAGUAAAUUAUGAUGAAAUUGAAACAUAAAAACGGCAUUAUGAAGAGUCACUAGAUCCCUGAGCCUAAUUAAUCCUAUAACCGGAUGUAUUCUUUUAUUUACUUGUAGAUAGGCCUGUAGCAAGGGAAGGCUUAUAAGUAAGGGGGAAGGGAGGGGGGGGCUUCGCAUAUCAAGGAACGCGUAUUCAGGCUAUGUUCACUCCCAGAGGGUGUACCCCCUUGUAUGGCCUUUACGGGGAUGUCCCACUGGACAGAGUAUGGUUUUUGUCCUGUCUGUCAUAAUCAGGGCAUAUAACAUAACAUAACUUUAUUAGCAUUCCUAUAUACAGAAAUGGAAUUGCUUUUAAACUAUGACAAUUUUAAUUUUAAUAAUAUUUAAAAUAAUCAAAUAAACAGGUAGUAUUAAUUAAAAGUUAUAAAUAGAAAUCUCUAUUCCCAUGCUUUUGUUUUAGGGAAUAAAAUUCUCUAAGUUUAAAUGCUUCAUAGGCAUAGUAUUGUUAAAAAAAAAGUAUAACGUUUUUACGAUUUGUUCAAGUCUACGAAUUUGCAGUACUUGGCUUCUACGUCUUGAAAAAACUGCUGUCUUAAGUUGUUAUAUAAAUUGCAUUCAAAUAGAAAAUGAAUUUCAUUCUCUACUUUAUUCGACGAGCAAAGCUGACAUAUACUAAGGUUCUCAGGAAUUUUGGGAAGAUGGUAUCUAUCAGUUUCAAUUCUUAACCUGUGAUUACUUGAUCGUAAUUUUGCUGCUGCCUGGCGGUGCGUUUGGUUUUUAAUAAGGUUGGAAUAUUCUGAUCUGCUCACAUCAUUCUUAAAAGUGGAAGAGAAAUUCAAUUUUUUGAAAGAUCACAACAUGUUCAUUUGAUCCUUUUUAAAGUAAUCUAUGAUAGUCUGUUUUAUUUUUGGCAGCCUCGAUUUAACUAAUUUUGGCUCUUCAAGAAUACUAGAGACCGUUAAUUAGUAGAAGUGUUACAGUAUAGUUUCAUGAACUCUUGAAAAGACAGCAUGAAAGACGGUUUUCCAUUGUUUGUUAGUUAAUUCGAAAGUAAAAGGCAUUGCUUUGCAGUACUAGUAAGAUGUAACCAAAAUUUUAUGACAAUAUUAAUUUUAGAUUUAAGUGAUAAUCUUCCUGCUUCAUUACGAGAUAUAAUGUUUGUAGCUCUUCUGUUUAGGCCGAUAGAAUGUUUGUAAAAAUGUGUGUGAAUUUUCUCAAUGGGGUCUUUUUGCUAUUUCUUAGCAUCAGUUCUGUCAUAAGCACCCCAUACCUCAGAGCUGUACAGUAAUAUAGGAAGAAACAGGGCAUCAAUACGUUUAUUGCAUGCAGCAACUGGAAGAUUGUUAAACUCAAGAUAGCGUUUUGCACCAAAUAUUGAUCUUCUUGUUUUCUCUGCAGAUAACUGUUUGGAAAUUGAGAAACUUCCAUUUGAAUUAAAUAUUAUGCCCAGAUAAGAGUAUUCUGUGGAAUUGGCGACUUGAUUCCCAUUUAGGAAGAAAGUGUAUUUAGCCCGUGUUGAUUUACCGUUUUGUUUCUGGAAGAUGAGUGCUUUUGUUUUUUUAAGACAUAUUUUCAGUGACCAUUUGUUGCAAUCUUCAUUUAUGAUAUUAAGAAGAAAUCCACGAGGAGAUUGAGUAAUUUUAAUUCUCAGUGGACAAAAACCUUGUACCAGAAUAAUUAAAAGGAUAUUGCAUUCUUUUUUACAUUUUUCAAGGCCUAAAGAUGUAAUUAGUCACCUGUAAUAAAACCAAAGAAAAUUUCUAAUAGGAGCCAGAGAAAAUGAUUGUCAAAUUUCACAAAAUUACAUCAUACACAUGAAAUUCUUGUGAAAUUUGACAUUCCUUUUUUUCGGACUCCCAUGGGAAAUUUUCGUUGGUGUUAUUACAGAUGACUAAUUACAUCUUUAGCUUUUGAAAAAUGUAAAAAAGAAUGCAAUAUCCUUUAAAUCAUUCUGGGACAAGGUUUUUGUCCACUGAAAAUUGAAAUUACUAAAUUUCCUGCUGGAUUUCACCUUUAGUGCAAUUUGGUGCAAUUUGGGAGACAAGUAUACGUGCUAUAUCGUCUAGAUAUAAGUUAGAUAACAAUGGGGAAAUGAUACAUCCUUGUGGUACGCCUUUGUUAUAGUUAAAGUAGUCGGUCCUCUUAUUGCCAUUUUUUAUCGCACACUUUUUAUCUUGAAAAUAUGUCGGCGAUGAAAUGAUAAAACUUGCCACCUAUUUUGUUGUCAAGAAGUUUAUAUAAAAGACCAUUAUGACAUACCGAAUCAAACGCUUUUUGAAAAUAAAGAAACAGCAAUAUAAUUUCGCGCGAGACUUUCCUAAAUAGGGUAUAUAAUUUCGUGCGAGUCUGUCCUAAUUGUAUACGGGGUAUUGCCUGUACGGUUGAUAUGAUUUUGUUAAUGAAAUUUCAGUUAGUACUCCAGUUAUACAAAAGCAGUGACUCUAACGUGAAUUUGCUCUAUUGCCAAUAAAUGGUUCUAAAACAAGACGGCGGGCAUUUUGUCCUUUGUCCUAGGCAGGGUAAUGAAAUUGAAGUGGUUGUCCUGAACAGGCUAUGCAUUUUAGGAUGUUUUUGUCAGAAACAUGGUCAGGGAUUCUAACCCUCAGUGGCUCACCUAUAACCAAACAACAAGUUCAGUUACAAGUUCAGUUAAGUUGCUUAAUUAACCCCCCUAAAUUGUGCAAACACUUUGAAAACCUCUCACCAUGUUGGACAAAACAGUCAAAACAAUUUGCAUGUGACAUCAUCCGUGUGUGUAGAUCAUGGGCAACGAACAAUCACAGCACCCUUAGCAUUCACCACGUGGUAUAAAUGUACAUAAAAUCACCUUCCUUAUGAGCCACAAUAAUGGCGAAACAGCAGUCGACGGCCACAUUCCCGCUCUGUUUUAGCAUCUAUCGGUGUCGUGCUUAUGUCUCGUACAGUUGAUUUUGACGCAGAACGAUCAGCUGUGCAGAUUUCAAUGUGUCUAAAUGUACAUAUAAUUAAUACAGGGGAAUUUAUUUUCUCAUUUAGUUCAAGAUUGUGCCAAAGUAUGGCGUGGAUUACGCGCCUAACCAAUCAAGAGCGAGAAAUGUUAUUGCUCGACCAAUCAUCGUAGAUUAAGAAAAUGAUGUUAUUAUUAUGCCCUGUUUAUCACCAAAAGUUCCCUAGUGAUUAAGAAUAAAUUCCGUGUUUGGCAGCAAGUAAUCUUUCAACUCUUAAGCAGAAGCCGGUGGCGGAUCCAGAGGAGGGACCCAGGGGGCCCGCCCCCUAUUUUUAGAACAAACUGAGGUCCCAAGGGCCGAAGAAAUUUUUUUGAGACCAGGCACCCCUUAUCUCAAGGUCUGGAUCCGCCACUGGAAGCAAUGAGAGACGGCCGGAUGAAUGUGUUCUCAGUAGGUAAAUAUAAAUAAACCGCGCGGAUUCGAGUUCUCCGCUUUGUAAACUCUCUCUACAUGUUGUUCUAUGAUCAUGUCUUUGAUUGAUAGAGGUAAGAGUGCAUGAGCCAUUUUUCCAAACCCGAGAAAAAAAACAUCAUUUCCUUACCAUCUAGUCGCUCCUAUUACAUAAGAAUUAGCAGAAGUUAUCAUGAAUUUCCCUUGCCAUUAUAUAUGAAGUGUAUUUCAUCCACCCCAAGUACCUUCAGUGGGCGACAAAAUUGUUAAGGCACUGUCAUCAAAUGAUGUAUAGUUUGAAGAACAAAAAAAUCUACACCCCUCCACCACACCUUUAUUCAACGUUGGGGGAGUUUGUUGUUUCUUACAGGUAGCCUGAACAGCGGCACAACGUUACUUAGAGGGGGUGGCGAGGAAAAGCUUCAUUUUCCCUUUUGAAGUCGGCAAAACGCGAGAAACGAUACAGCAUUGUAAUCUACACCAUCCAAAAUAUAACAGAUACUACGCAACUCUUAAAAACCUCUAAUUUCAUUAGUUCCUUAUAUCACGCAGCUCCAUUGCUGCAUCCAAAACACUGACAAUCCAUUUGACGCUGCAGCAUUUAAUCGAAUUAAUACGGUAUACAUAACCCCCUCAGGAUAAUUAGGUAUUCCCACGCUGAAAACGUUAAAGGAAAGACGUGUGCGACUUUCCUGCAAAAAAACACGUUUUAAAUCAAAGGAAAACAGUAAAAUACAACUGAAUAUACAAUUACCAAUAAAGUUAUAACUAAAUAAAUACAUGUAUCACUGUUGUAAUCUGAUAUGUCAUCAAAGCAAUCUCUAUUUUUUAAGGAUAUUUCUGUUUCUUUGACAGCCUCUGUAACCCUUUCCGCUGUUGCCUCACUGUUAUUCUCAUGGCUCAGUCUGGUAGGAUUGUUCACGAUCGGAUUCAUAAAGAUUGCGGAAGGACAAUCAACGAACAAUAUUCUCGGAACAACAUUACUAUUCCAACCAAGUACAACAAAUUGGGAAGAACCACUUACUAUAAUAACAAACUCAAACACUAUACCAUACACUACAACUACUGUGUUGACCAAUCCUUCAGCCUCCACAUCGCCCAGUGUAUCGCCAAGUGUCUCGGACUCCACCUCUGCUAGCGUAUCAGCCAGUGUGUCGACCAGUGCUUCGGCGUCCACAUCACCCAGUGUAACGCCAAGUGUCUCGGCCUCCAGCUCUGCUAGCGUGUCAGCCAGUGUGUCGACCAGUGCUUCGGCCUCCAAAUCACCUAGUGUGUCGCCAAGCGCCUCGGCCUCCACCUCUGCUAGCGUGUCAGCCAGUACGUCGACCAGAGCUUCGGCCUCCACAUCGCCCAGUGUGUCGCCAAAUGUCUCGUCCUCCACCUCUGCUAGCGUGUCAGCCAGUGUGUCGACCAGUGCUUCGGCCUCCACAUCGCCCAGUGUGUCGCAAAGUGUUUCGGCCUCCACUUCUGCUAGCGUGUCAGCCACAGUGUCAGCUAGUGCUUGGGCCUCCACAUCGCCCAGUGUGUCGCCAAGUGUCUCUGCUUCCACCUCUGCUAGCGUGUCAAGCAGUGUGUCGACCAGUACUUCGGCGUCCACAUCGCCCAGUGUGUCGCGAAGUGUCUCGACUUCCACUUCUGCUAGCGUGUCAGCCAGUGUGUCGACCAGUGCUUCGAUCUCCACAGCGCCCAGUGUGUCGCCAAGUGUCUCGGCCUCCACCUCUGGGAGCGUGUCAACCAGUGUGUGGACGAGUGCUUCGGUCUCGACAUCGCCCAGUGUGUCGCCAAGUGUCUCGGCCUCCACCUCUGCCAGCGUGUCAGCCAGUGUGUCCACCAGCGUUUCAGCCUCCACAUCGCUCAGUUUUUCGCCAAGUUUCUCGGCCUCCACCUCUGCUAGCGUGUUAGCCAGUGUGUCGACCAGUGCUUCGGUUUCGACAUCUCCCAGUGCGUCGCCAAGUGUCUCGGCCUCCACCUCUUCCAGCGUGUCAGCCAGUGUGUCCACCAUCAUUUCAGCCUUAAACUCGUCCAGUGUUUCGGCAAGUUUCUCGGCCUCCACCUCUGCUAGCGUGUCAGCCAGUCUGUCGACCAGUGCUUCGGUCUCGAAAUCGCCCAGUGUGUCGCCAAGUGUCUCGGCCAACACCUCUGCCAGCGUGUCAGCCAGUGUGUCCACCAGCGUUUCAGCCUCCACAUCGCCCAGUGUUUCGCCAAGUAUCUCGGCUUCCACCUAUUUUAGCGUGUCAGGCAGUGUGUCGACCAGUGCUUCGGUCUCGACAUCGCUAAGUGUGUCGCCAAGUGUCUCGGCCUCCACCACUGCCAGCGUGUCAGCCAGUGUGUCCACCAGCGUUUCAGCCUCCACAUCGCCUAGUGUUUCGCCAAGUAUCUCGGCCUCCACCUCUUUUAGCGUGUCAGGUAGUGUGUCGACAAGUGCUUCGGUCUCGACAUCGCCCAGUGUUUCGCCAAGUUUCACGGCUUCCACCUCUGCUAGCGUGUCAGCCAGUGUGUCGACCAGCGCUUCGGUCUCGACAUCGCCCAGUGUAUCGCCAAGUGUGUCGGCCUCCACCUCUGCUAGCGUGUCAGCCAGUUUGUCCACCAGUGUUUCAGCCUCCACAUCGCCCAGUGUUUUGGGAAGUUUGUCGACCUCCUCCUCUGUUACCGUGUCAGCCAGUGUGUCGACCACUGCUUCAGUCUCGACAUCGCCCAGUGUGUCGCCAAGUUUUUCGGCCUCCACCUCUGCUAGCGUGUCAGCCAGUGUGUCGACCAGUGCUUCGGUCUCGACAUCGCCCAGUGUGUCGCCAAGUUUCUUGGCCUCCACCUCUGCCAGCGUGUCAGCCAGUUUGUCCACCAGCGUUUCAGCCUCCACAUCGCCUAGUGUUUCGCCAAGUUUCUCGGCCUCCUCCUCUGUUAGCGUGUCAGCCAAUGUGUCCAUUGGUGCUUCAGUCUCGACAUCGCCCAGUGUGUCGCCAAGUGUCUCGGCCUCCACCUCUGCCAGCGUGUCAGCCAGUGUUUCGACCAGUACUUCGGUCUCGACAUCGCCCAGUGUGUCGCCAAGUGUCUCGGCCUCCACCUCUGCCAGCGUGUCAGCCAGUGUGUCGACCAGCGUGUCAGCCUCCACAUCGCCCAGUGUUUCGCCAAGGGUAUCGGCCUCUACCUCUGGUAGCGUGCCAGCCAGUGUGUCGACCAGUGCUUUGGUCUCGACAUUGCCCAGUGUGUCACCAAGUGUCUCGGCCUCCACCUCUGCCAGCGUGUCAGCCAGUGUGUCCACCAGCGUUUCAGCCUCCACAUCUGCUACUGUUUCGCCAAGGUUUUCGGCCUCCACCUCUGUUAGCGUGUCAGCCAGUGUUUCGACCAGUACUUCAGUCUCGACAUCGCCUAGUGUUUCGCCAAGUGUGUCGGCCUCCACGUCUCCUAUCGUGUCAGCCAUUUUGUUCACCAGCGUUUCAGCCUCCACUUCACCCAGUGUUUCGCCAAGUUUCUCGGCCUCCAACUCUGCUAGCGUGUCAGCCAGUGUGUCGACCAGUGCUUCGGUCUCGACAUCUCCCAGUGUGUCGCCAAGUGUUUCGGCCUCCACCUCUGCCAGUGUGUCCACCAGCGUUUCAGCCUCCACAUCGUCCAGUGUUUCGCCAAGUAUCUCGGCCACCACCUCUGCUAGCGUGUCAGGCAGUGUGUCGACCAGUGCUUCGGUCUCGACAUCGCCUAGUGUGUCGCCAAGUUUCUCGGCUUCCACCUCUGCCAUCGUGUCACCCAGUAUGUCCACCAGCGUUUCAGGCUCCACAUCGCCCAGUGUUUCGCCAAGUUUUUCGGCCUCCACCUCUGCUAGCGUGUCAGCCAGUGUGUCGACCAGUGCUUCGGUCUCGACAUCGCCCAGUGUGUCGCCAAGUGUGUGGGCCUCCACCUCUGCUGGCGUGUCAUCCAGUUUGUCCACCAGCGUUUCAGCCUCCACAUCGCCCAGUGUUGUGGCAAGUUUCUCGGACUCCACCUGUGCUAGCGUUUCAGCCAGUGUGUCGACCAGUGCUUCAGUCUUGACAUCCUCCAGUGUGUCGCCAAGUGUCUCGGCCUCCAGCUGUGCUAGCGUGUCAGCCAGUGUUUCGAGCAGUACUUUGGUCUCCACAUCGCCCAGUGUUUUGGCAAGUUUCUCGGACUCCACCUCUGCUAGCGUGUCAGCCAGUGUGUCGACCAGUGCUUCGGUCUCGACAUCGCCCAGUGUGUCGCCAAGUGUCUCGGCCUCCACCUCUGCCAGCGUGUCAGCCAGUGUGUCCACCAACGUUUCAGCCUCUACAUCAUCCAGUGUUUUGCCACGUUUUUGGGCCUCCACCUCUGCUAGCGUGUCAGCCAGUGUGCCGACCAGUGCUUCAGUCUCGACAUCGCCCAGUGUGUCGCCAAGUGUCUCGGCCUCCACCUCUGCCAGCGUGUCAGCCAGUGUGUCCACCAGCGUUUCAGCCUCCACAUCGCCCAGUGUUUUGGCAAGUUUCUCGGACUCCACCUCUGCUAGCGUGUCAGCCAGUGUGUCGACCAGUGCUUCAGUCUCGACAUCGCCCAGUGUGUCGCCAAGUGUGUCGGCCUUCGCCUCUGCUAGCGUGUCAGCCAGUGUUUCCACCAGCGUUUCAGCCUCCACAUCGCCCAGUGUUGCGCCAAGUUUCUCGGCCUCCACCUCUGCUAGCGUGUCAGCCAGUGUGUCUACCAGUGCUUCGUUCUCGACAUCUCCCAGUGUGUCGCCAAGUGUUUCGACCUCCACAUCUGCCAGCGUGUCAGCCAGUGUGUCCACCAGCGUUUCAGCCACCACAUCGUCCAGUGUUUCGGCAAGUUUCCUGGCCUCCACCUCUGCUAGCGUGUCAGCCAGUGUGUCGACCAGUGCUUCGGUCUCGACAUCGCCCAGUGUGUCGCCAAGUGUCUCGGCCUCCACCUCUGCCAUCGUGUCAGCCAGUGUGUCUACCAGCGUUUCAGCCUCCACAUCGCCCAGUGUUUCGCCAAGUAUCUCGGCCUCCACCUCUGCUAGCGUGUCAGGCAGUGUGUCGACCAGUGCUUCGGUCUCGACAUCGCCCAGUGUGUCGCCAAGUGUUUUGGCCUCCACCUCUGCCAGCGUGUCAGCCAGUGUGAAUUUUGUUUUAGUUUUUAUUUGCAUAUAUUUUUUUUUUUACCAAAUUGCCUAAGACAAGUGCUGAAGUAAUAAAUUUAAAUAUGCUGUUGCAACUAAUGUUAACGGCGAGAUAAUAAAACUCUAUCAAAUAAACAAAAAAUAAAUGAAUAAAAAAUAAAUACUUAAAUAAAUAUGUCGUUAAAUAAAUGAAUUAAUUAUUGAAUGCUCAAGUGCCGUCCAUAACCGGAUUUUGGCAGACUGGGGGAGCUUAACAUUUACGCAAACCACCCGGGUGGAAAUUUUGUAGAGAUACAUUUAAUUAUCCCUAUUUGUAAUAACUUGUUAUUCAUAGUGUAACAAAUAACUAGCAUAUAACGUAAUUUUAAAUUAUUUGGAACACGGUUGAUGUAGCAGUUGUUAUAAGACCCCAAAUAAAAUAUUGUCUAAUGUCAGGCUUCUAUCUAGGAUAUUUGAGGGGUAGAAGCUUCCUCCCCAAAAUGCCUAGCUUCCCCUCAAACAAUGUUAUCAUUACAAUAUAUAAGUAACUUUAUCGGAAAAAUCAUCCAGACGCUACGAGGUCAGUGCACAGGAAGUAAAUAUUCCCUUUCUAAGGACACUCUAUGACAAGGAACAUGAUCACGACUAAAAAAUAAAAUAUAAUACCACUGUAUCAUUUCCCAAAAUUGUGUCUCAAAAUGCACCAGAUUUCAUCUCGGCGUGUGUUCAUUUCAAAAAAUUUCUGGUGGUCAUGCCCCCGGAUCCCGCUAGGAAACUCGUGGCCUUCGGCCACUUGGAACUAAUCUCCCCCAAACGAUAUAUCCUAGAUAGAACCCUGAAUGUCUAUUGCCUAUAUACACUCGAAUCUCUCUUAGUGGACACCUCCAGUAUAAGAAAGACACUUCUGUAAAACGAACACCUAGAGCUGGUCCCUGCCUUUUUUUACUCCCCUUAUUUGACUCUCUCCUAUAAGAAAGACACCUCUAUAAGACGGCCACCUCUGUAAAACGGACACCUAGAGUUUGUCCCUGCCUUCCUUUACUCCCUUCAUUUGACUCUCUAUAAGACGGACACCCCUGUAAAACAGACACCUAGAGUUGGUCCCUGCGCUUCUUUACUCCCUUUAUUUGACUCUCUAUAAGACGGACACCUCUUUAAAACGGACAGCUAGAGUUGGUCCCUGCGUUUCUUUGGUCCCUUUAUUUGACUCUCUAUAAGACGGACACCUCUGUAAAACGGACAGCUAGAGUUGGUCCCUGCGUUUCUUGACUCCCUUUAUUUGACUCUCUAUAAGAUGGACUCCCCUGUAAAACAGAUACCUAGAGUUGGUCUCUGCCUUUCUUUACUCCUUUUAUUUGACUCUCUAUAAAACGGACAUCUUUCUAAGACGGACACUUAGUAACGGUACUCAUGGUGACCGUCUUAGAGAAAGUUGAUUGUACUGAGCUUUUCCGUUUUCCUCUUUCAACGAAGUAUGUAGCCUCCAACGUGGGCGGUUUUAGGGGAGCUCAUAUUGGAUCAAUUUAGGUUUCUGGGGAACUGACCACCUUCCCCUCCCCUAAGUCAACAUUAUCACUUACUUCUCACUUAGGGCAAAAUGUUGGCUUAGGGGAGGGGUAGGUGCGCAGUUUCCCAGAAACCCUAGUAUUUCGUCCCUCCCCACAGAGGAGGGGAGAGACGAAAUACGCCUGCGUGGGAGGCUACGAAGUAUGCCAAAGGGUUGCUUCUCUGCUCCAGUGACGAGCGCGACGUGGCUCUUCAACCUCUUUUAAGUAACCUACCGGGAAGCCCCUCAUUUUCCUGGGGAAUAGUAGAACAAGCGAAAUGAAUGAUAAAUAAUACGUAAACGAAUAAAUAGAUUAAAAUAACUAACGUUUUAUAAGAACCACAUCCACAGAUCUUCAGUUCAAUUUGUAUUACCCCUGUUCACAUAAUCUUCGCUCUAUGAAUAAAUAAAUUGUCAUAAUUAAGGAUUUAGUAGUAGCACAUCCUCAUAUCUUCAAUUCAAUUUGUAUUUCCGCAGUUCACAGUAUCUUCAUUCCAUAAAUGAAUAUAUCAACACAAUUAAGAUUUAACAGUAGCACAGCCACCGAUCUUUAAUUUAAAAAAGUUUGUAUUUGCGCAGUUCACAUCAUCUUCAUUUUAUUAUUACAUCAUGGAGUUUUAUGUGACGAGUUUUUUUAAAGAGUUUUAUCGAGCCGUUCCUGAGAUAAUAAAUAAUAAACAAAUGAAUAAAUAAAUUCAAUAAAUUAAUAACUGACGAUUUAGUACCGUCAACUCUUUCUAAGACGGACCCCUUGGGGACCGGCACUGAGUGUCCAUCUUAUAGAGGUGUCCGUCUUAUAGAGAGUCAAAUAAAGGGAGUAAAGAAAGGCAGGAACUAACUCUAGGUGUCCGUUUUAUAGAGGUAUCCGUCUUAUAGAGACUCAAAUAAAGAGAGUAAAGAAAGGCAGGGACCAACUCUAGGUGUCCGUUUUACAGGAGUGUCCGUCUUAUUGAGAGUCAAAUAAAGAGAGUAAAGAAGGCAGGGACCAACUCUAGGUGUCCUUUUGACAGAGUUGUCUGUUAAGGGAGAGUCGGCUGUAGCCCCUUUAAUAAUAGUAGCAAAAAGGAAUGAUUACUUUACUUCAUAGUCUAGGCCAGUCUGUAUAGAAAAAACUGUGUCCUAGCUAAGUACGGCCCGAGACCGAACUGAAGACCUCGGGCAAAGUUUUUCCCAUACGAACCUCUUGGCCGACAAAUAACAUAUAAUUAUGUACUUAGGAAUUCGAAUUUGUAGUUUAAAAUUUAAUAACCAUUGUUGGUAAAUAUUGAAAUGCUAAGCGUGAACUUCUCUAGUUUGCCCUACGAAAUUCUUGGAAAUUCAGCACUUAUUGAAUAAGAUUACGUGUUUAAUUAUCUCCUCACAAAUGUUGUCACUAGUUUUUUUAACCCGCCUGAGUAAACUAUGUUAAAUGACAUCAAAAGACGUUAACUGCAUUUGUUUAAAGCAAUUCAAGUGCGUAAUUGCGCCCAUUGGUACAAGGCAGACUUCAACUGAUCCGCAAGAGUUAUUGUGUUUUUCAAUUACAACCUGCAUCUGUCAGAUUAUGUUAACUUGCAGAACGUAUUCCUUGUCAUUUUAUUUGCCGUCUGCUUGGCGUAUGUAAUUUGGUUUGCUUUCUUUGUUUGUUUUUCAAUGCGAAUUAAAUUUUUAUUGCAUAAGUUAUACCAGCAAAUUUCCUCUUAAUAAACCUAAGGAAGUGUACAUGUUUGGUCGGGGACACUUGCAGCUUUUAAAGUUACAAAUAUAUGAGUUGUAAGUGUGUAUAAUUUUGGAAAGCCUGCCCUGAAAUUUGCUCACAAAGGAUCUGAAUUCUAUUGGAAAGCAGUAAUGUUUAGGUGUAAAUACGAUUUUGCCGACCAAAGUUUCGACCAAAGUUUCGAACGUUAAUCUAAUUUUCUUCUCCGUGCGAACGGAUCAUAGUUUCCGUCCAAUUUCGCUAUUCUAUUGUCUGUUUGUUUAACAAAAUAAACUGUUUGCGGGGUGGAUUUGUCUUAAGGUCCAGAAAUGUGGGAACAUUUUUUAACACCGCCAUGAAAUGCUUUGAGAGCGGAAAAACAACUACAGUGAUGUCUUUAAGUUGCGAGUUCGUGAAAGCGCUUGUUAACCGCAAGGAUUACCUGCCAAAUUGUUACCUAAGACUCAGACAGGAUUCAUAAUUUAAACGUGUACUUUGAGGGAGGGGUAGGUGGAUAGUGUAUGUAGCAUUUUCAAGACUCUGUAUACCCCUAAAAUGUAUGUAGGGGCAUAUGACAGGUUGCAACCGCAAAAGACUAUAAACUAUUAAAAUAUGUACAUGAAAUACGGCUGGUUUUACUGAACCACUGAAUGUUAAAUAUUUAAUCAAUAUGCCAGUUUUUACGCUUGCCGAAUUAAAACUCUUAAUCGAUUUCCAUUUGAAAGAAUGCAGUCUGUUCAUUUAAAAAGCAGUUUCAUCUGAAUACUAUGGCGCGGAGGCGGAUUUCGCUUUCUUUUUUUUUAAGUUGUAGCUGCAGUAAUUAACGGAGCGUUCGCGUGGCGGUUUUGAGAAUAUUCUUCCUUAUGUAAACUAAUCGAUUGCUACCUUUGACAAGCGUCUAAAUAUGUCUGUUUAUUUCCAAACAGUCGAAUAUCAUUAAUGUGCAUACAGAAACAACUUCCACGGGGCAUAAACCUUCUUUUUUGUAUUCGUAUUUGUCAGUGUAGGAGGGAGUUCUCGCUCCUUGAGUAUGACAACGCAGAACUGUAUUGUGCAUUGUUAUUUUUUGCAAAACAAAACGUAAAGCCAGUGGAAUGUGAUACAAAGUAUUCCACUGAGAUUUGAGUUGCAAGAAUAAUUACUCUAGUAUUUUGGUUUUAUUGUUCCUUAUAAACUUUUGCCGCGAUCGAUCAGUGCUUCGAAGUUCGUGGAAUGCGCUGUAAAUGAACUUUAGUUGAGGCGUUGUGUGCGAGGAAGCCGAAAUCAAGUUGUACUGAAUUUCGCCGUCAACCAGGAGUUUUCAUCGUUUCAAGUUGUUAAAUGAACUCAAAUAAUUACACGAGCUUAUGGAACUACAUGUAUUAGGAAGUCUUAUGUGGUUUUCUUCGCGGUUUGAAGCAACAUGAGAGGACUUAAAGCAUGGAAAUUUACUACAAGACGUAAGUCAGACACUUUUGUUUCUCGUUUGGUCAUGUGAAAUAUUAUAUAAUUCUUGUACGUAUUCCGCUGGCGGGACAAGCGUAUACAUCAUUUAAAAAGCUAUCAGCAAAUAGAAGGCUCCAGAAUCCAAAUCUUCCCCGAAUAAGACAAGUUAUGUGCUCUUAUUGUUAGCGACUGCAGGGUGGUCAGAUUGUGCGGUUUCUACUUAUACUGUAUAAAGCGUUAUUAACUUUGCAGCGAUGGUUAAUUUGGGGGGAUUAUCUGAAAUGUCUUUAUAACAACUUACGAACUUACGUAGUAGAAGCUAUCAGAACCGGAUGUACUUAUUACUUUCAAUUUCUAUGGUUUUUUAAACAAACUAUCAUUUAUCCUGCCCGCUUACAAAUGUUGAUUAGCUCGAUAUGGAUCUUGUAGUUAGCUCUUCAAGCUUCUUAUAUUUCCGUGUGCGUUUCUCUGGACUGUCGUGUAUUUUUUCCCGCGCCUUUUAAAAUAACCCGUGAUCGACCACAAGCGAAUCGCGUUUUGUAUGGUGUAAUCCAUUACAUGCUCUCUCAAUUAGCUAAUUGGUAUGUCGCGGUAUCUGUAUUUUGUACAAUGAAACGUAAGAUUAGUUGUGAAGUGAUCAGCUAAGUCAUAAACUUAAAAAAAUAAAUAAAUAAAAAAGUUCAGAGCAUCUUAAAUUGUUCGUGAUUUCCGUCGCGGCCAAAGCUUUCCCUUGGUGAUAUUUUUUAAGGGUUUGUGAAGGGUAUAUUAAUGUCAUGAAAAUCGCAUACUUGGAGUAAUUGAGUAAACUUACAUCGAAUCAGUUUCGCUGGUAUGCGACUCUGUAUUCGCUCUUAAAACUGUUCAAAGAUGCGUCAAUCUUGAGACGUGACGUGAGUAGUUGGUGUUUCGCUGUGUCGCGAAAAUUCAAAGGAAAAGGAAAACUAUAUAUUGCGCCAUAUUACUUAAUUAUUCUGGAAACAGGUUAACUUCUCUACUACAAGAACCGAUUCAAUUUGCUCACAUUCAGCGAUGUAACAUCGUCCCAGAAGUUGCGUGAUAGCUUUAUGUAUAGAACCGGUUCAAUUCGCUCACAUUCAACGAUGUAACAUCGUCCCAGAAGUUUGCACGAUAGCUUUAUAUAUAGAAUUUCUCCAUUGUUAUUUACGUUAUUUAACGUUUACUAGUUGUCUCUUUGUGUGCACGAGAACUGUAUUAAACUAUAAUCCUGUGCAAUUGUGAUAAAAAUGGUCAUAUAUAUCGCGCCCAGUGACAAUGAAGAAAUGAAAGUUCCUUUGCGUCGCGUGUCUGGAUGGUGAUAGCUGAAUUAUUUCGUUCCUGGCUAAAUAAUCUGAAAUUGAGCUGUCUACUCGGAAGAACUUUGCUGUGGUGUUGCAUAAAGGUUGAGUUGUGUGUUGUGCUGAAUUAGGUAAUUCUUUCGAUUCUGCGAGUUCUUAACGCUUAGCAAAACAGGCAGCGCUGAUGUAGAAUUUCUCGAAAAAUUUGAUUUCAUAUCUGUUCGUUGUGCCUACUAAAAGGCGGUUCUAGGUUUUGAGUCGAUCCGUAGCUGAAAUAUCUUAGUGUGAUCAUUCAAUUGAAGUCCAUUGAGGCAUACUUUCUUGUCGUGCCGUUCAAGGUCUUUUCUUACUUUUGAUUCUGUGGAGGAAAUACUUAAGAGUGACCAUUCAAUUGAAAGCAACUGAGCAGUAUUUUCCUGCGAUACUGUUUAUUAUGCUGUACAAGGUGGUUCCAACUUCUGAGUCUGUGGAUGAAAUCCUUAAGUGUGACCAUUCAAACGAAAGCUACUGAGCAGUACUUGGUUGUGGUGCUGUUUAUUAUGCUGUUCAGUGUGAUUCUAACUUCUGAGUCUGUGGAUGAAAUCCUUAUAGUUAUGCACAGUACUUAUAAUUUUUGAGGCUGUACUUGCAGAUGAAAUCCUUAACCAUGACUAUUGACCGAAAAGUUACCGAGUGCUUUUCGCUGCUGCUGCUAUCCCACAGGAAUUAAAAUUAUGAUAAUGUUUGCCUUCAAGUCAGUUUUAUCUUUGGAAUACUAAAAUUCUGAACUAAAUGAGCCGAAUGUGCGGAGGUAUUUGCAUUAUAUUCUUCGGGUGUUGCUUGUUGUCGGCAAGACAACAGACAGCGUAUGAAAAAAAAAAAUCUAAAUUACCUGCAUUAUUUAACACCUUAUUGCGAAAUGUUAAGGACAGGACAGGAAAAAAUAGUAUCUGACGAACAAAAGAAAGAGGUCAUUCCAAAGGCAUUAGUCAUAACUCUUUUUCAUUUUGAUUUCUUUGUGAUCGGCAAACAGAGCCUUUGUUUUAGAUUCCAAUCCUUUUGUGCUUUUCAUUUUCAGCGCAUUAACAAGUAUUAAUUACGCGGUAUUUUAGCUGCUUCAGCCUGUAGCUUGUAGUUGAGUGCCUGGCUAACAAACCUCUCAGGUGCAUUCGUGACUCGAUUGUGCGCGCCUAUGAUAUGGACCGUUUGAUUGAUGACACACCCGAUUGAGAGGAAGUACCAUGCGCAUUUUCUUACACCUAAGAGAAUGACUCUCUCCUCUUCAAAGGCCUCUUAGUGUCGUAGGGAAGCUAGGGAGAUGGAAAAACGAGAGUGCGCGGAGGACGAUGGGAAGGGGAAAGAGAGGAGAGAGGCUCCCGCCUUUUCUCUCUUCCCAUCGUCACCCGCGCGCUUUCUAUUUCUUGAUCACCGUAUUUAUUCGAUUAACCGCUCGAUUAAAUUUUCACUAUUUUCAGCAAGAGUAGUAUGUUUUUUUUUUUUUUAACAAAACGCAAACAUGUAACAAAGCAAGGUUUCUGUAAAACACUAUGGAGAAAACCUCGUCAUCGGGAAAGUCUGUUCUAGUAAUUAUUCAAUUUUUGUGAGGAUGGUAGGGGGAGGGGGUGGGGUUGGGCCCUUAUUUGAGUUUGAGUGGUAGGGGGUGGGGUAGGGCGUUUAUUAACUUUUUCUGCCUUUAGGAUGGGCGCAAAUUCGAGGUUGGGCGCUUAUUCGAAUAAAUACCGUAUUACCAUUUUAUUAGGAUACCCAGCGGGAGCCUGUGCGGAGGAGAGUGCGAGUGUGACGACGGUGCUGUCAUGGACCCGUGCACAACGAUAAAGUACCCUGAACUUCCGCUUAUAAGCCCUGGGCUUAAAAACUUCCCAAGGGGUUUUCAGAGGGUUUAUAAACGGGGGGGGAUAUAUCCAUGGGCUUACAACUGAACUAAAAACGUUUUAAAACAAGAUACAUAUCAGUGCUUGCCACAAUACUUUUCGAAUUUACUCGCUUUUUCGUUUUUCAAAGCUUCCAAACGUCGUAAAAAAUUGAUUUCAUUUCAAUAAAAGCUAGAGGGACGGCUUAUAACAACAACAACCAACCAACCAUUUUAUUUGCCAAUUCACAAGACGUUUACAAAACAGAAUAAAUUUAAAUAGAUCAGGCAAAAAACUUCUCAGAAAAGCAAAAAACUAAACGAGCUGAGUAGUUACAAUUAUAAAAUUACAUUCUAUAGUGUUGCGACACUCGAAAGACGAGGAAAAAUACUUUAAAUUCAGGAGAAAAAAUAAUAGUAAUGAAAAGCAAAUAAAUUAAUUAAUAAAAAUAAAAUAGAACAACACAAAACAAAACGGUACCAGGUAACUACAAAGUUUACAUUAAUAAGGGUAAGUCAUAUCUUGCUAGCAGAGUAAGUGGAUAAGAUUAUUCCUAACAGAAGGACUAGAGAAGUGUAGAUUAAAUUUACCGUAAUUAGUUCUAACCUGAUCAAUUUAAUAAGUUGACUUUGAUGCUAGCCUAGUACCGUACCGAUGCUUAGAUGAUACAAGUGAAAAGAAGUUGUCAAAACAGCCUUAGGUAGUAGAUUAUGAUGAAAUUGAAACAUAAAAACGGCAUUAUGAAGAGUCACUAGAUCCCUGAGCCUGAUUAAUCCUAUAACCGGAUGUAUUCUUUUGUUUACUUGUAGAUAGGCCUGUAGCAAGGGAAGGCUUAUAAGUAAGGGGGGAGGGGGGGGGGGCUUCGCAUAUCAAGGGACGCGUAUUCAGGCUAUGUUCACCCCCAGAGGGUGUACCCCCUUAUAUGGCCUUUACGGGGAUGUCCCACUGGACAGAGUAUGGUGUUUGUCCUGUCUGUCAUAAUCAGGGCAUAUAACAUAACAUAACAUUUUAUUAGCAUUCCUAUAUACAGAAAUGGAAUUGCUUUUAAACUAUGAAAAUUUUAAUUUUAAUAAUAUUUAAAAUAACCAAAUAAACAGGUAGUAUUAAUUAAAAGUUAUAAAUAGAAAUCUCUAUUCCCAUGCUUUUGUUUUAGGGAAUAAAAUUCUCUAAGUUUAAAUGCUUCAUAGGCAUAGUAUUGUUAAAAAAAAGUAUAACGUUUUUACGACUUGUUCAAGUCUACGAAUUUGCAGUACUUGGCUUCUACGUCUCGAAAAAACUGCUGUCUUAAAUUGUUAUAUAAAUUGCAUUCAAAUAGAAAAUGAAUGUCAUUCUCUACUUUAUUCGACGAGCAAAGCUGACAUAUCCUAAGGUUCUCAGGAAUUUUGGGAAGAUGGUAUCUAUCAGUUUCAAUUCUUAACCUGUGAUUACUUGAUCGUAAUUUUGCUGCUGCCUGGCGGUGCGUUUGGUUUUUAAUAAGGUUGGAAUAUUCUGAUCUGCUCACAUCAUUCUUAAAAGUGGAAGAGAAGUUCAAUUUUUUGUAAGAUCACAACAUGUUCAUUUGAUCCUUUUUAAAGUAAUCUAUGAUAGUCUGUUUUAUUUUUGGCAGCCUCGGUUUAACUAAUGUUGGCUCUUCAAGAAUACUAGAGACCGUUAAUUAGUAGAAGUGUUACAGUAUAGUUUCAUGAACUCUUGAAAGGACAGCAUGAAAGACGGUUUUCCAUUGUUUGCUAGUUAAUUCGACAGUAAAAGGCAUUGCUUUGCAGUACUAGUAAGAUGUAACCAAAAUUUUAUGACAUUAAUAUUAAUUUUAGAUUUAAGUGAUAAUCUUCCUGCUUCAUUACGAGAUCUAAUGUUUGUAGCUCUUCUGUUUAGGCCGAUAGAAUGUUUGUAAAAAUGUGUGUGAAUUUUUUCAAUGGGGUCUUUUUGCUAUUUCUUAGCAUCAGUUCUGUCAUAAGCACCCCAUACCUCAGAGCUGUACAGUAAUAUAGGAAGAAACAGGGCAUCAAUACGUUUAUUGCAUGCAGCAACUGGAAGAUUGUUAAACUCAAGAUAGCGUUUUGCACCAAAUAUUGAUCUUCUUGUUUUCUCUGUAGAUAAUUGUUUGGAAAUUGAGAAACUUCCAUUUGAAUUAAAUAUUAUGCCCAGAUAAGAGUAUUCUGUGGAAUUGGCGACUUGAUUCCCAUUUAGGAAGAAAGUGUAUUUAGCCCGUGUUGAUUUACCGUUUUGUUUCUGGAAGAUGAGUGCUUUUGUUUUUUUAAGACAUAUUUUCAGUGACCAUUUGUUGCAAUCUUCAUUUAUGAUAUUAAGAAGAAAUUCACGAGGAGAUUGAGUAAUUUUAAUUCUCAGUGGACAAAAACCUUGUACCAGAAUAAUUAAAAGGAUAUUGCAUUCUUUUUUACAUUUUUCAAGGCCUAAAGAUGUAAUUAGUCACCUGUAAUAAAACCAAAGAAAAUUUCUAAUAGGAGCCAGAGAAAAUGAUUGUCAAAUUUCACAAAAUUACAUCAUACACAUGAAAUUCUUGUGAAAUUUGACAUUCCUUUUCUCGGACUCCCAUGGGAAAUUUUCUUUGGUGUUAUUACAGAUGACUAAUUACAUCUUUAGCCCUUGAAAAAUGUAAAAAAGAAUGCAAUAUCCUUUAAAUCAUUCUGGUACAAGGUUUUUGUCCACUAAAAAUUGAAAUUACUAAAUUUCCUGGUGGAUUUCACCUUUAGUGCAAUUUGGUGCAACUUGGGAGACAAGUAUACGUGCUAUAUCUUCUAGAUAUAAGUUAGAUAACAAUGGGGAAAUGAUACAUCCUUGUGGUACGCCUUUGUUAUAGUUAAAGUAGUCGGUCCUCUUAUUGCCAUUUUUUAUCGCACACUUUUUAUCUUGAAAAUAUGUCGGCGAUGAAAUGAUAAAACUUGCCACCUAUUUUGUUGUCAAGAAGUUUAUAUAAAAGACCAUUAUGACAUACCGAAUCAAACGCUUUUUGAAAAUAAAGAAACAGCAAUAUAAUUUCGCGCGAGACUUUCCUAAAUAGGGUAUAUAAUUUCGUGCGAGUCUGUCCUAAUUGUAUACGGGGUAUUGCCUGUACGGUUGAUAUGAUUUUGGUAAUGAAAUUUCAGUUAGUACUCCAGUUAUACAAAAGCAGUGACUCUAACGUGAAUUUGCUCUAUUGCCAAUAAAUGGUUCUAAAACAAGACGGCGGGCAUUUUGUCCUUUGUCCUAGGCAGGGUAAUGAAAUUGAAGUGGUUGUCCUGAACAGGCUAUGCAUUUUAGGAUGUUUUUGUCAGAAACAUGGUCAGGGAUUCUAACCCUCAGUGGCUCACCUAUAACCAAACAACAAGUUCAGUUACAAGUUCAGUUAAGUUGCUUAAUUAACCCCCUAAAUUGUGCAAACACUUUGAAAACCUCUCACCAUGUUGGACAAAACAGUCAAAACAAUUUGCAUGUGACAUCAUCCGUGUGUGUAGAUCAUGGGUAACGAACAAUCACAGCACCCGUAGCAUUCACCACGUGGUAUAAAUGUACAUGAAAUCACCUUCCUUAUGAGCCACAAUAAUGGCGAAACAGCAGUCGACGGCCACAUUCCCGCUCUGUUUUAGCAUCUAUCGGUGUCGUACUUAUGUCUCCUACAGUUGAUUUUGACGCAGAACGAUCAGCUUUGCAGAUUUCAAUGUGUCUAAAUGUACAUAUAAUUAAUACAGGGGAAUUUAUUUUCUCAUUUAGUUCAAGAUUGUGCCAACGUAUGGCGUGGAUUACGCGCCUAACCAAUCAAGAGCGAGAAAUGUUAUUGCUCGACCAAUCAUCGUAGAUUAAGAAAAUGAUGUUAUUAUUAUGCCCUGUUUAUCACCAAAAGUUCCCUAGUGAUUAAGAAUAAAUUCCGUCUUUGGCAGCAAGUAAUCUUUCAACUCUUAAGCAGAAGCCGGUGGCGGAUCCAGAGGAGGGACCCAGGGGGCCCGCCCCCUAUUUUUAGAACAAACUGAGGUCCCAAGGGCCGAAGAAAUUUUUUUGAGACCAGGCACCCCUUAUCUCAAGGUCUGGAUCCGCCACUGGAAGCAAUGAGAGACGGCCGGAUGAAUGUGUUCUCAGUAGGUAAAUAUAAAUAAACCGCGCGGAUUCGAGUUCUCCGCUUUGUAAACUCUCUCUACAUGUUGUUCUAUGAUUAUUAUGAAUUAGUUCAUAGUAUAAUGCCGUUUCAAAGUUUUGAUUGAUAGAGGUAAGAGUGCAUGAGCCAUUUUUCCAAACCCGAGAAAAAAAAAUGUCAUUUCCUUACCAUCUAGUCGCUCCUAUUACAUAAGAAUUAGCAGAAGUUAUCAUGAAUUUCCCUUGCCAUUAUAUAUGAAGUGUAUUUCAUCCACCCCAAGUACCUUCAGUGGGCGACAAAAUUGUUAAGGCACUGUCAUCAAAUGAUGUAUAGUUUGAAGAACAAAAAAAUCUACACCCCUCCACCACACCUUUAUUCAACGUUGGGGGAGUUUGUUGUUUCUUACAGGUAGCCUGAACAGCGGCACAACGUUACUUAGAGGGGGUGGGGAGGGGGUGGCGAGGAAAAGCUUUAUUUUCCCUUUUGAAGUCGGCAAAACGCGAGAAACGAUACAGCAUUGUAAUCUACACCAUCCAAAAUAUAACAGAUACUACGCAACUCUUAAAAACCUCUAAUUUCAUUAGUUCCUUAUAUCACGCAGCUCCAUUGCUGCAUCCAAAACACUGACAAUCCAUUUGACGCUGCAGCAUUUAAUCGAAUUAAUACGGUAUACAUAACCCCCUCAGGAUAAUUAGGUAUUCCCACGUUGAAAACGUUAAAGGAAAGACGUGUGCGACUUUCCUGCAAAAAAAAAAGUUUUAAAUCAAAGGAAAACAGUAAAAUACAACUGAAUAUACAAUUACCAAUAAAGGUAUAACUAAAUAAAUACAUGUAUCACUGUUGUAAUCUGACAUGUCAUCAAAGCAAUCUCUAUUUUUUAAGGAUAUUUCUGUUUCCUUGACAGCCUCUGUAACCCUUUCCGCUGUUGCCUCACUGUUAUUCUCAUGGCUCAGUCUGGUAGGAUUGUUCACGAUCGGAUUCAUAAAGACUGCGGAAGGACAAUCAACGAACAAUAUUCUCGCAACAACAUUACUAUUCCAACCAAGUACAACAAAUUGGGAAGAACCACUUACUAUAAUAAGAAACUCAAACACUAUACCAUACACUACAACUAGUGUGUUGACCAAUCCUUCAGCCUCCACAUCGCCCAGUGUAUCGCCAAGUGUCUCGGACUCCACCUCUGCUAGCGUAUCAGCCAGUGUGUCGACCAGUGCUUCGGCGUCCACAUCACCCAGUGUAACGCCAAGUGUCUCGGCCUCCAGCUCUGCUAGCGUGUCAGCCAGUGUGUCGACCAGUGCUUCGGCCUCCAAAUCACCUAGUGUGUCGCCAAGCGUCUCGGCCUCUACCUCUGCUAUCGUGUCAGCCAGUACGUCGACCAGAGCUUCGGCAUCCACAUCGCCGAGUGUGUCGCCAAAUGUCUCGUCCUCCAGCUCUGCUAGCGUGUCAGCCAGUGUGUCGACCAGUGCUUCGGCCUCCACAUCGCCCAGUGUGUCGCAAAGUGUUUCGGCCUCCACUUCUGCUAGCGUGUCAGCCACAGUGUCGACUAGUGCUUGGGCCUCCACAUCGCCCAGUGUAUCGCCAAGUGUCUCUGCUUCCACCUCUGCUAGCGUGUCAAGCAGUGUGUCGACCAGUACUUCGGCAUCCGCAUCGCCCAGUGUGUCGCGAAGUGUCUCGACCUCCACUUCUGCUAGCGUGUCAGCCAGUGUGUCGACCAGUGCUUCGAUCUCCACAGCGCCCACUGUGUCGCCAAGUGUCUCGGCCUCCACCUCUGGAAGCGUGUCAACCAGUGUGUGGACGAGUGCUUCGGUCUCGACAUCGCCCAGUGUGGCGCCAAGUGUCUCGGCCUCCACCUCUGCCAGCGUGUCAGCCAGUGUGUCCACCAGCGUUUCAGCCUCCACAUCGCCCAGUGUUUCGCCAAGUAUCUCGGCCUCCACCUCUUUUAGCGUGUCAGGCAGUGUGUCGACCAGUGCUUCGGUCUCGACAUCGCUCAGUGUGUCGCCAAGUGUCUCGGCCUCCACCUCUGCCAGCGUGUCAGCCAGUGUGUCCACCAGCGUUUCAGCCUCCACAUCGCCUAGUGUUUCGCCAAGUAUCUCGGCCUCCACCUCUUUUAGCGUGUCAGGUAGUGUAUCGACAAGUGCUUCGGACUCGACAUCGCCCAGUGUUUCGCCAAGUUUCACGGCUUCCACCUCUGCUAGCGUGUCAGCCAGUGUGUCGACCAGCGCUUCGGUCUCAACAUCGCCCAGUGUAUCGCCAAGUGUGUCGGCCUCCACCUUUGCUAGCGUGUCAGCCAGUUUGUCCACUAGUGUUUCAGCCUCCACAUCACCCAGUGUUUUGGGAAGUUUGUCGGCCUCCUCCUCUGUUAGCGUGUUAGCCAGUGUGUCGACCAGUGCUUCAGUCUCGACAUCGCCCAGUGUGUCGCCAAGUGUCUCGGCCUCCACCUCUGCUAGCGUGUCAGCCAGUGUUUCGACCAGUACUUCGGUCUCGACAUCGCCCAGUGUGUCUCCAAGUUUCUUGGCCUCCACCUCUGCCAGCGUGUCAGCCAGUUUGUCCACCAGCGUUUCAGCCUCCACAUCGCCCAGUGUUUUGGAAAGUUUCUCGGCCUCCUCCUCUGUUAGCGUGUCAGCCAGUGUGUCGAUUGGUGUUUCAGCCUCGACAUCGCCCAGUGUGUCGCCAAGUGUCUCGGCCUCCACCUCUGCUAACGUGUCAGCCAGUGUUUCGACCAGUACUUCGGUCUCGACAUCGCCCAGUGUGUCGCCAAGUGUCUCGGCCUCCACCUCUGCCAGUGUGUCAGCCAGUGUCUCGACCAGCGUUUCAGCCUCCACAUCGCCCAGUGUUUCGCCAAGGGUAUCGGCCUCUACCUCUAAUAGCGUGCCAGCCAGUGUGUCGACCAGUGCUUUGGUCUCGACAUUGCCCAGUGUGUCGCCAAGUGUCUCGGCCUCCACCUCUGCCACCGUGUCAGCCAGUGUGUCCACCAGCGUUUCAGCCUUCACAUCUGCUAGUGUUUCGCCAAGGUUUUCGGCCUCCACCUCUGCUAGCGUGUCAGCCAGUGUUUCGACCAGUACUUCGGUCUCGACAUCGCCCAGUGUUUCGCCAAGUGUGUCGGCCUCCACGUCUCUUACCGUGUCAGCCAGUUUGUCCACCAGCGUUUCAGCCUCCACUUUGCCCAGUGUUUCGCCACGUUUCUCGGACUCCACCUCUGCUAGCGUGUCAGCCAGUGUGUCGACCAGUGCUUCGGUCUCGACAUCUCCCAGUGUGUCCCCAAGUGUUUCGGCCUCCACCUCUGCCAGCGUGUCAGCCAGUGUGUCCACCAGCGUUUCAGCCUCCACAUCGUCCAGUGUUUCGGCAAGUUUCUCGGCCUCAACCUCUGCUAGCGUGUCAGGCAGUGUGUCUACCAGUGCUUCGGUCUCGACAUCGCCCAGUGUGUCACCAAGUGUCUUGGCCUCCACCUCUGCCAGCGUUUCAGCCAGUGUGUCCGCCAGCGUUUCAGCCUCCACAUCGCCCAGUGUUUCGCCAAGUUUUUCGGCCUCCACCUCUGCUAGCGUGUCAGCCAGUGUGUCGACCAGUGCUUCAGUCUCGACAUCGCCCAGUGUGUCGCCAAGUGUGUGGGCCUCCACCUCUGCUAGCGUGUCAUCCAGUUUGUCCACCAGCGUUUCAGCCUCCACAUCGCCCAGUGUUUUGGCAAGUUUCUCGGACUCCACCUCUGCUAGCGUGUCAGCCAGUGUGUCGACCAGUGCUUCAGUCUUGACAUCGCCCAGUGUGUCGCCAAGUGUCUUGGCUUCCAGCUGUGCUAGCGUGUCAGCCAGUGUUUCGAGCAGUACUUCGGUCUCCACAUCGCCCAGUGUUUUGGCAAGUUUCUCGGACUCCACCUCUGCUAGCGUGUCAUCCAGUGUGUCGGCCAGUGCUUCGGUCUCGACAUCGCCCAGUGUGUCGCCAAGUGUCUCGGCCUCCACCUCUGCCAGCGUGUCAGCCAGUGUGUCCACCAACGUUUCAGCCUCCACAUCAUCCAGUGUUUCGCCAAGUUUUUCGGCCUCCACCUCUGCUAGCGUGUCAGCCAGUGUGUCGAUUGGUGUUUCAGUCUCGACAUCGCCCAGUGUGUCGCCAGGUGUGUCGGCCUCCACCUCUGCCAGCGUGUCAGCCAGUUUGUCCACCAGCGUUUUAGCCUCCACAUCGCCCAGUGUUUCGCCAAGUGUCUCGGCCUCCACCUCUGCCAGCGUGUCAGCCAGUGUGUCCACCAGCGUUUCAGCCUCCACAUCGCCCAGUGUUUCGCCAAGUUUCUCGGCCUCCACCUCUGCUAGCGUGUCAGCCAGUGUGUCUACCAGUGCUUCGUUCUCGACAUCUCCCAGUGUGUCGCCAAGUGUUUCGACCUCCACCUCCGCCAGCGUGUCAGCCAGUGUGUCCACCAGCGUUUCAGCCUCCACAUCGCCCAGUGUUUCGCCAAGUAUCUCGGCCUCCACCUCUGCUAGCGUGUCAGGCAGUGUGUCGACCAGUGCUUCGGUCUCGACAUCGCCCAGUGUUUCG
Porites lobata is the source of this 28254-nucleotide messenger RNA. Lineage: Eukaryota; Metazoa; Cnidaria; Anthozoa; Scleractinia; Poritidae. The record is from the annotation of a GenBank genome assembly.